AAGGAGAAGACCAACUUAUUUCUGUUCCCUGUCUGUUCAGAGGACUUUACCCCCACGCUGUAUCUGCCUGUGUGAACUCAAGCCUCUGUUAAGCUCUCCAUUUUCUGCCAGGGCUGAGGUGUCUGGAAAUCGGACAGUUAAAGAGGCCUCUGUCCACCGCGUCUGGCAGCCGCUGUGCCUUCUGUACGUCACGUACUCAAAGAUGGCCGCCCCCGGAGCGGCGAGGCGACGCAGGCUUGGACGCGUCUCCUCCUGAGGAAAAGCCGGAAGGCCGCAUUCCGCUCUCCAUGGAAACGCGGCUGACCCUCUCUGGAGGUUUAGAGGGGGAGGGAGUUGGACGAGGGGCCCAGAAGUGGAAGAAGUUUAGGGAAGUAAGUUCAGCUUUUAAGAGGUCGCGGCUGUUCCAAGGAGAGUCAGUCCACAGGUCCUGGCUACCCUGGGAAGAGACAAGAAGUGAAUGAAGAAAGAGGAAGAUUCCAGGACCUAGAUAUGAUUUCUGUGGACGCCCUUCACUGGUGACUGAGGUUUCUAACUAGAAAUUUAAGGCAGAUCCAGAGGAGACAAAGACAGAGUAUCCCAGGUACUGGCCAUUUCCCGCAACAGAAGAAAAUGAUCAAUGCCCAGGAAUUGCUGACACUGGAGGAUGUUACUGUGGAGUUCACCUGGGAGGAGUGGCAGCUCCUGGACCCUUUUCAGAAGGAUUUGUACCGGGAUGUGACGUUGGAGAUCUACAGCAACCUGGUAUCAAUGGGUUAUCAAGUCAGCAAACCAGAUGCACUCUCCAAGUUGGAACAAGGAGAAGAACCAUGGACAAUGGAAGAUGAAAGGCACAGUCGAAUCUGUCCAGAAAACAACAAAGUUGAUGAUCAUCUGCAGGAUCACUUGGAAAAUCAAUGGAUGCUGAAGAGUGUGGAACAAUACCAUGAACAUAAUGCAUUUGGAAAUACUGCCUCUCAAACCAAAAGCCUUUGUCUUUUCAGGGAAAAUCAUGAUACAUUUGAAUUAUAUAUAAAAACUUUGAAAUCAAAUUUAAGUUUAGUCAACCAGAAAAAAAGCUGUGAAAUUAAGAACUCUACUAAAUUUAAUGGAGAUGGGAAAUCAUUUCUUCAUGGUAACUAUGAAGAACUUUAUUCUGCAGCUAAAUUCUCUGUAAGUACAAAAUCCAAUAGCACUAAAUCCCAAGUCAGUAAGCAUCAGAGAACUCAUGAAAUAGAAAAAAACCACAUAUGCAGUGAAUGUGGGAAAGCGUUUGUCAAGAAGUCUCAGCUCACUGAUCAUGAGAGAGUUCAUACAGGAGAAAAACCUUAUGGAUGUACUUUGUGUGCAAAAGUGUUCUCCAGAAAGUCCAGGCUAAAUGAACAUCAAAGAAUUCAUAAAAGAGAGAAAUCUUUUAUAUGCAGUGAAUGUGGAAAAGUCUUCACCAUGAAGAGCCGUCUGAUUGAACAUCAGCGAACUCAUACUGGAGAGAAACCCUACAUAUGCAAUGAAUGUGGAAAAGGCUUCCCAGGCAAGCGUAAUCUCAUUGUACAUCAGCGAAAUCAUACUGGAGAGAAAUCCUAUGUAUGUAGUGAAUGUGGAAAAGGCUUCACUGGGAAGAGCAUGCUUAUCAUACAUCAGCGAACUCAUACAGGAGAGAAGCCCUACAUCUGUAGUGAAUGUGGGAAAGGCUUCACCACAAAGCACUAUGUCAUCAUCCAUCAACGAAAUCAUACAGGAGAGAAACCAUAUAUAUGCAAUGAAUGUGGGAAAGGCUUCACCAUGAAGAGCCGUAUGAUCGAACAUCAACGAACUCAUACAGGAGAGAAACCCUAUGUAUGCAACGAAUGUGGAAAAGGCUUUCCCAGGAAGAGUAAUCUGAUUGUACAUCAGAGAAAUCAUACAGUAGAGAAGUCAUAUCUAUGUAGUGAAUGUGGAAAAGGUUUUACUGUGAAAAGCAUGCUCAUCAUACAUCAGCGAACUCACACUGGAGAGAAGCCCUACAUAUGCAGUGAAUGUGGGAAAGGCUUCCCCUUGAAGAGUCGGCUGAUUGUACAUCAGCGAACUCAUACUGGAGAGAAACCUUACAGGUGCAGUGAAUGUGGGAAAGGUUUCAUUGUGAAUAGUGGACUGAUGUUACAUCAGCGAACUCAUACUGGAGAGAAACCGUACAUAUGCAAUGAAUGUGGAAGAGGUUUUGCCUUUAAGAGCAAUCUUGUUGUACACCAGCGAACUCAUACUGGAGAGAAACCCUUUAUGUGCAGUGAAUGUGGAAAAGGCUUCACCAUGAAACGCUAUCUCAUUGUACAUCAGCAAAUUCAUACAGAAGAGAAAUCUUGUAUAUGUAGUGAAUGUGGAAGAGGCUUUGCCAAGGAAACUGAGCUUGCUUUACAUAAGCAAGUUCAUACUGGAGAAAAACCUUAUGGAUGCAAUGAAUGUGGUAAAGGCUUCACUAUGAAGAGCCGUCUAAUUGUUCAUCAACGAACUCAUACAGGAGAGAAACCCUUUGUAUGUAGUGAAUGUAGAAAAGCCUUCUCCUCAAAGAGAAAUCUCAUUGUACAUCAGCGAACUCAUAAUGGAAACAAACCCUAACAAUGCAAUGGACAUGGUCAUGCCUUUGGGAAGAAAAUCUGUCUUGUACAACAUCAGAGAUUUCACAGUAUAGAUUUUCUACAUGUGUACUGAGUAUGAAAAAUCAUAUUUCAAAAUCCAGUGUUAUCACUGGAUGAAUGCUAUCAAUGUCAGAAAGGCUUCAACAUGAAUUCAGGCUCUGAAUUCUUUGAUGUACCAAUGUAUAGAAAAUAACUCAGAGAGAUUCUGUGGAUUGGGGGUAACCUUUCAUUUGUCAACCUUCAUUAAAACUAUGACAACGUCCACAUGACAAAUAUGUAAGGUACAUAGUCCUUUUGCAGAUAAUCUGAACUGAUUACAUACAAACAAAUUCAUGCAGAGAGAAAACCAAGUUAGUAAUGUGAACUGAUUAAACAGCAGUGUGCUCCCAGCAUACAUAUAGGCAGUGUAGAGCAGCCUGUUGCUAGAUUUUCACCCUUGGAAGAUAAUGCAAUUUGCAGGAGUGAAUUUUAAUGAAUGCAGAGAAUGCACUAGUGCCUUCAGUGAUUAAUUACCUCAUAUUGUAUAUCACAAUAAACAUGUAGGAAAUAAACUUGAUACAUCCAAUGCAGAAAAGUCUUGAAAAUUUUCUAAGUAACUAUGUCUUGAAAAGUAUUUACUGAGAUAAAUCUUACAAAGGGGGAGGCUAGGAAAGCCUUCUAUGGGAAGAAAGACCCUAUCCAGUGAUCAUAAUAGAUCAUCAAUGAACUUACACAUACUAGCAGCAUUAUCAUGUGAAAGCCUUUGCCCAGAAAUAAAACCUUAACAGUUGGCAGAUAUAUUUCAUAUUGGAGAAAAAGUUUCAGAUGGCAGUGAAUACAGUAGGAUUUCGUGAUACAUGCUGCCUCAUCAUCAUUACUUCAUACAGAAAUAAAACUUAUAUGAAGAGUAACUUUAAAAAGGAUCAGGAAAUUCAUGAAGUAAAAAAGUCUCAUGAAAAUGAUACAUAAUGCCGGGCACAGUGGCUUGCGCCUGUAAUCCCAGCACUUUGGGAGGCCAAGGUGGGUGGAUCACUUGAGGUCGAGAGUUCAAGACCAGCCUGACCAACAUGGUGAAACCCCCUUUCUACUAAAAAUACAAAAUUAGCCGGGCAUGGUGGCUCAUGCCUGUAAUCCCAGCUAUUCUGGAGGCUAAGCUGGAGAAUCACUUGAACCUGGGAGGCAGAGUUUGCAGUGAGUCAAGAUUGCGCCAUUGCAUUCCAGCCUGGGCAACAAGAGCGAAACUCCGCCUCAAAAAAAAAAAAAAAAAAGUAUUUGAGGACUUUCUGUCACAAAUCUAAACCAUGAUACACUUGAUAUCUAUUCUGGGACAGCAUACCUUGCAUCAUAUUAUCAAUGAUUCCAUAAUUGUAAAGCGGGCUGUUCUUAUCACUGAUUAAAUUUUAAUGCUAUAUA
Molecule: messenger RNA, 3980 nt
Organism: Pongo pygmaeus (Bornean orangutan)
Lineage: Eukaryota; Metazoa; Chordata; Mammalia; Primates; Hominidae
Gene: ZNF432
Product: zinc finger protein 432
Exons: 5
Coding region: 610-2568 (652 amino acids)
Biological process (GO): negative regulation of transcription by RNA polymerase II; regulation of immune system process; regulation of cytokine production
Cellular component (GO): nucleoplasm
Molecular function (GO): DNA-binding transcription repressor activity, RNA polymerase II-specific; RNA polymerase II cis-regulatory region sequence-specific DNA binding
Source: RefSeq, a predicted model, not a curated record